AUGUAGAGCUAGACGCGGCGCGCCGCUGUGACGCACAUGAUGGGCGCGCAGUGAUGACAUUCAGGCCUGCGCUACGUCCGGGCCGGGCUGUCGGUUAGAGUGGCGGGGUGCGGCGCCCACCAUGACCCAGCAGGGCGCUGCGCUGCAGAACUACAACAAUGAGCUGGUCAAGUGCAUCGAGGAGCUGUGUCAGAAGCGGGAGGAGCUGUGCCAGCAGAUCCAGCAGGAGGAGGAUGAAAAGCAGCGGCUGCAGAACGAGGUGAGGCAGUUGACUGAGAAGCUAGCCCGCGUCAACGAGAACCUGGCGCGCAAGAUCGCCUCUCGGAACGAGUUUGACCGCACCAUCGCGGAGACGGAGGCCGCCUACCUCAAGAUCCUGGAGAGCUCGCAGACUCUGCUUAGCGUCCUGAAAAGAGAGGCCGGGAACCUGGCGAAGGCUACAGCAUCAGACCAAAAGAGCAGUGGAGGCAAGGACAGCUGACAACGCUGGGUGGGCCAGGCCGGGCUGGCUGUGUCUGCUGUGCCUAUGAUGCCUCAGACUCCUGCACAUCUGUCUUGAAGCAUCUUUGUUCUUCAUGGUGGCAGUUCCCUUUUCACAUUUCAGAUGCCAAGAGUGGCAAAUGCAUCUCCAUAGCCCUUGGGUGACGAGAGCCCUUAGCACAGCCCAUGGCUGAAGUCCUCGUUCUCUACCCUCAUGGGGUAUGGGACAGUGGGCUCUACAUCAGCUCCACAUGGAGCCUCUGAGGACCUUUGGAGUGCCAGAGGGAUCUUGGUUCCAGUCUAGCCACAGCCUCGUGGGAGCCCUUCACUUUGUCCCCUCUCAGCUUGUGGGGGACCCAGGUUCAGACAAGUGAGAAAGGGUGCCUCCUCCAUCCUAGAUCCCAGAUCUCAGGGCCUGACCCCAUGGCCUAUGACUGUCAAUAAAGGUUGUCUUUACAAA
Messenger RNA from Cavia porcellus (domestic guinea pig), 940 nucleotides. It is a transcript of the gene Ssna1, whose product is annotated as SS nuclear autoantigen 1. Gene Ontology annotation, cellular component: ciliary basal body; centrosome. The coding region runs from base 122 to 481 and encodes 119 amino acids. Lineage: Eukaryota; Metazoa; Chordata; Mammalia; Rodentia; Caviidae. The record is from RefSeq and is a predicted model, not a curated record. The transcript is spliced from 3 exons.